Molecule: messenger RNA, 337 nt
Organism: Priapulus caudatus
Lineage: Eukaryota; Metazoa; Priapulida; Priapulimorpha; Priapulimorphida; Priapulidae
Product: meprin A subunit alpha-like
Exons: 2
Coding region: 1-336 (111 amino acids)
Biological process (GO): proteolysis
Molecular function (GO): metalloendopeptidase activity
Source: RefSeq, a predicted model, not a curated record
AUGACGGCCAUUCAUGAGAUGAUGCACGCGGCUGGUUUCUACCACACGCAGAGUCGCUACGACAGAGAUGCUUACGUCGACAUAUACUGGGAAAACAUCAUGGAUGGCUAUGCAUACGCUUUCGACAUGUACGAUUCAUCCUACAUCACCAACUACAACGAUUACGAUCUCAACUCGGUCAUGCACUACCAAACGUGGGCCUUCUCCAAGAAUGGUCUGCCGACGAUCACGGCUAAGAACGAUCCGGAUGCAACCAUCUAUCUCGGACAGCCACACGUCGGUGGAGGCUUCGCCACGUCUGACAUUGUUAAACUCAACGAGAUGUACAACUGUUAGA